CGAAAAGAGAACGAAAAGCUCGAUAUGAGUUGGGAACGGAGAAUGUAGGAACCGAGGCUCAUUGGGAACCUCGCUACACCUCCAAUGCAAACAAGUCAAACACUUGCAGACACCCACCUUUCACUCGACAAACACAUAUCACCAAAAACCCACCCCUUCUCAACUACUCCCACCACCGCAUUGUCCGGCUCCGGCCCAGCUAACCAACCCUUGUUCCAUCACGCCACCUUUCACCACCAUAUCAGACUACCAUAUCAUUCCAAUCUCCCUGUUCAUCUUCACAAAAAAUAAUCUUAUUUUAUUUAUUAUUUAAAGAGAAGUUGUAAAAGAAGAAGCAACAAGUGGGGUGGGGUGUAUGGAGAACACAACAAAUGCACACAGAAUCCCAAUGCCCUCCUGUUCUAGCGCUUACGGCCGUUACCUCUUGGCCCCGUUUUCAACUUCACAUUACUUAACCAGUUAACUAGUUAACCACUUUACCUUAUCUCAUUCAAUUCACACUGUAUGAAAAUGGUGAGAAAAAGGACAGCUUCCGAUAUGGAGCUCCAACCAGAUACCGGAAACUACCACCACCACCACAGGAUGUUACGUAGACCACCCGGGUCGAAUCCACUCGACAUUGCGGGUAUCCACGGGUUAUUAUCUUCUACAUCAACAGAUACUUCUCAUAAUAAUCUUGCUAAUGUGGAUGUUACUGGUAUUGGUAGUGGUACUGGUAUUAUAAGUACUAGUAUUAACCACCCACCUAACUACUCCACUAUGACGCUGCCGUCAUCAUCGUCUACAAACACGGCGAAUCUGAUGUCAUCAUCCACGGCAACAAACUACUUAACUAACAAAAACACUUCUCCUCCGUUAUGUGUCUUUUCCGGCCUCCCCAUGUUUCCACCUGACAAGAGUUAUAACAGCAACAGCAGCAACACCGUCAAUUCUAACACCGGUAUGAGCUUCUUAACCGGUGGUGGUAACGGUAACGGUAAUGGUAACGGUAACGGCAUCGUCAUGCCGAAUGAUGACUCCAUGACGGCGACGGUGUGGGUAGAUAACAUCAUAAAAGACUUGAUUAACAGUUCAAGUGACGUGUCCAUACCUCAUCUUAUUCAUAACGUUAGAGAAAUCAUUCACCCGUGUAACCCUAAUUUGGCCACUUUACUCGAAUACAGGCUUCGUUCGUUAACAGAUCCACCGAGUUUGGUAGACCAGCAGCCUGUUAAUAAUGAUAGUUUUCAACCUAGGGUUCCGGUGAGAGGAAAACAGACGCAAACGACGUCGUUUCCACUUCCUCCAGCUGAUUUACAUUGUCAGUUAGAUUGGACCGGUGAGGGCUUCAACGCCGGUGAAGCUACUCCUGAAACUAUUAUUACAUCCAUCAAUCAACAACAGCAGCAGCAACAGCAACAACAACGAGAAGAAAAUGAAUCUCCACCGUCACAACCACCGCCAGCAACAGAUCAAAACACACAAGCGGCGGCAAUGGCGUUACGAGAGAAGAAACGAGAGGAGCUUCGACAGCAGAAACGAGAUGAAGAAGGUUUACAUCUUCUUACUUUGCUGUUACAAUGUGCUGAAGCGGUUGCAGCUGACAACUUUGAAGAAGCAAAUAAGAUGCUACUCGAAAUCUCCGAGCUGUCAACGCCGUACGGCACCGCAGCACAGCGCGUUGCAGCAUACUUCUCCGAAGCAAUGUCUGCCAGACUGAUGAGUUCAUGUCUAGGAAUAUACACAACACUCCCUCCGAAUGUUGCGGUUUCUCAAACCCUAAAAAAGAUGACGUCAGCUUUCCAAGUGUUCAAUGGUAUCAGUCCGUUUGUUAAGUUCUCGCAUUUUACGGCGAAUCAAGCGAUACAGGAAGCGUUCGAGAGGGAAGAUAGGGUGCACAUUAUUGAUUUGGAUAUCAUGCAAGGGUUGCAGUGGCCUGGGCUUUUUCAUAUUUUGGCGUCCAGGCCCGGUGGGCCGCCGUUUGUGCGGCUCACCGGAUUGGGGAACUCGUUGGAUGCGCUCGAGGCGACUGGAAAACGGUUGUCGGAUUUUGCGGAUAAGUUGGGACUUCCGUUUGAGUUCUCGGCUGUCGCGGAGAAAGUUGGGAAUUUGAACCCGGAGAGAUUGAAGGUGAGCAAGAGGGAAGCGGUUGCGGUUCAUUGGUUACAGCAUUCGUUGUAUGAUGUCACUGGAUCCGACACCAAUACGUUAUGGUUUCUUCAGAGAUUGGCUCCAAAAGUCGUGACGGUGGUCGAGCAGGAUCUGAGCCAUGCGGGUUCGUUUCUGGGAAGAUUUGUAGAGGCUAUACACUACUACUCAGCAUUGUUCGACUCGUUGGGGUCAAGCUAUGGGGAAGAGAGUGAAGAAAGGCAUGUGGUGGAACAACAGUUGCUGUCGAAGGAGAUUAGGAACGUGUUGGCGAUAGGGGGCCCGUCGAGGAGUGGGGAGGUGAAGUUUAAUAAUUGGAGGGAGAAGCUGGAACAAUGUGGGUUCAAGGGUAUAUCUUUAGCUGGAAAUGCUGCAGCCCAAGCAACACUUUUGUUAGGGAUGUUUCCGUCAAAUGGCUACACGCUGGUAGAGGACAAGGGCACGCUUAAGCUUGGAUGGAAAGACCUUUGUUUGCUUACUGCCUCUGCAUGGAGACCUUAGUACGGCAGAUCAUGAUCCAUGGUUCACGGUCCACAUGCCCCCAACUUGUUUAAAGAGGCAAUAGAUGAAAAACCAUGAAGUGGUCGAAAACUGAAACGAAAGGCAGAGAUCAAUUGGUUGCAAUGGGGGAAAAAAGAAAAAGAAAAGGAAAGCAGCAAGUGCAACAAGUUUUGAAGGAUGGUUGUCAAUGGUUAUGAACAAUGUUCUUAGUCGAGUUAUGUUCAUAAUCUGUUGUUAAUUUUGAUUAUUAUGAUAAUGUGUUGUUAAAUGACCUUAUUGUUCUUUCAUUCUAUGGUAAAUUGUAUAGAUGUUGAACUGUCGCGUCGGUAA
Messenger RNA from Helianthus annuus (common sunflower), 2958 nucleotides. Its product is annotated as protein SCARECROW. Gene Ontology annotation, cellular component: nucleus. Bases 505 to 2628 code for a protein of 707 amino acids. The transcript is spliced from 2 exons. The record is from RefSeq and is a predicted model, not a curated record. Gene Ontology annotation, molecular function: sequence-specific DNA binding; DNA-binding transcription factor activity. Gene Ontology annotation, biological process: maintenance of protein location in nucleus; regulation of DNA-templated transcription; bundle sheath cell fate specification. NCBI's taxonomy places the organism in Eukaryota, Viridiplantae, Streptophyta, Magnoliopsida, Asterales, Asteraceae.